UAAAACUUGAACAUAUACUCCAAAUACUUAAAAAGCACGAUGAAAAAGAAAUUAAUAAGAUUUUUUGUUAUAAUCGCUUUCUUCAUUGGUUUUUUAAUAAUUUUUCAAUCUUGGAGGAGAAUGAAAAUUUUAAAUUUACAGUUUAUAACAAAUUCACAGUCGAACAAAACCAAUACCGUAAAGAUUACUAAAAUUGUUAAUGAAUUUGAAGUUUCUCCAUUUAGAACGAAAUAUUUUAAUAUUGGUAUUGGUCUGGGUAUUACUACAAGAGAAGUGCCAAAUGGAGAUAAGGAUAUUUUAAAUAAAACACCAUUUUUUAGACAUUUUAUGCCGUCAUUCGUUAAAACAUUUUCUCCAGGAAUGACGUAUAACUUUUACUUAGGCUAUGAUUUCAAUGAUUGGUUUUUUGAGAAAGAGGCAAAUAGGAUUAGCUUCCAGAAAAAGUUUCACAGUUUUUGUUACAAUAGGAAAAUUUCGGCAUCAAUUACAUUUCACGAAUGCAAGUACGAUAAGCGUCCAACGUGGUCUCAAAAUGACGCGAUGAUGAUAGCCUAUUUGGACGGUAACGACUAUUUAUAUAGAAUAAAUGAUGAUACUAUAUUAGAAACGUCUGGUUGGACUGAAGGGUUUAUUAUGAGUUUACUAUCGUUUGAACCAAGAAAUAUAGGAGCUGUCGGUCCAAAACAUUCAGGAGGAAAUGAAUUUAUAAUUACGUAUGAUUUUGUGCAUAGAACUCAUGUUGAUAUCUUUGGUCGGUACUAUCCGCAAUUGUUUACAGAUUGGUGGGGUGACAAUUGGAUGUCAUUCAUUUACGCUCCACACAGAGUGUCAAAAUUAAACUUUGUUUUGGUAAAACACGUUCAAACCAAAACAAGAUAUUCUGUGACAAGACAAACACAAUAUUUAUGGCAAGGUCAGGUCAUAAAAGAUCGAAAAUUUCUUACAAAAUGUUUGCAUAUUCAUGAGAAAAAUCGGAACAAAUCACCUUCAAGGUCUAAAUUAAUAAUUAUAACCGUUCAAAUCAAUAGCGAAGAUCAACUUUACGGUGCUCUGAGAAAUGCUCAAUUAAGAUAUCUAUUCUUCCCAGAAUGGAAAUUAAGGAUAAUAGUUUCUAAACCAUUAGAUAAAUUAUGGUCAAAAGCAAUGAAGAGAUUGGAUGUGGAUGUUGAAAUAGCUGAUAAUCCAUCAAUAAAAUUUGAAUAUUUACCAUUAUUGGCUGUAAAUGAAAAACAACUAGACGCACUACUAAUUAGAAAUGCCACUUCAAGACUUUCUGAUAUUGACUAUAACCUUGUCGAAAAUUUCCUACAUUCGAAUUAUUCAGUUCAUAUCAUCAAGGAUAAAAAGAACACUGAUAGUAAAUUGAGAAUUGGAAUUAUGGGAUUUAGACCUAAAAAUCUUCCUUUUUUAUCAUUCGCUAAAAUUGAAGAUCCUUGGAACUGGCUUCAGACAACUUUUUAUAAGAUAAUAAACAGUCUGUGUGUAUUAAAUGUUGCCUGUAAAUAUGACAGUAUGGAAGAAUUUGAAGAGUAUUUCGGUAAGAAAUAUAAUAAAAGGAUGGAAGUAGUUAGUUAAUUUGUUGAUACAAAAUUCACC
Molecule: messenger RNA, 1596 nt
Organism: Dimorphilus gyrociliatus
Lineage: Eukaryota; Metazoa; Annelida; Polychaeta; Dinophilidae
Source: the annotation of a GenBank genome assembly